Messenger RNA from Cherax quadricarinatus, 680 nucleotides. NCBI's taxonomy places the organism in Eukaryota, Metazoa, Arthropoda, Malacostraca, Decapoda, Parastacidae. The record is from RefSeq and is a predicted model, not a curated record.
GGAAAAAGUCGCGAUGUUUAUCAUACAAAGAGGAUGUUCAAGGUCAACUGUGUUCUUUGGUCAGGAGACAAUAAAUACAUUCUUUCUGGCUCUUCUGAUCACAAUGUUCGUGUGUGGAAGGCUAGAUCAAAUCAGAAAUUGGGUAUUAUGAAAACCAGGGAGCAUGCUGCCAUGAAUUAUGCCGAGGAGCUGAAGAGGAAGUACGGUCACUUCCCAGAAUUACGUAGAAUAUCGCGCCAUAGACACUUGCCCAAACACAUUUACCAUGCUACACUCGAACAUCGUGUCAUGAAGCAGAGCCGAGCCAGGAAGGAGGCCAAUGUUCGAAGACAUUCAAAACCAGGCACUGUUCCCUUUAUACCAGCAAGACAAAAGCCUGUUGUGGGAUUGGAAGAUGAUGAAACUAAUAUGCCAGGCUCCUCAGUUGACCAUGAGAAUGACACUUAGUACAGCAGUUAUAUCUUGUGCUGAAAAGAUUGCACAAUUAUUUUGAUUCUGUACUUGUGACACAGUGUUGAAAUUUAUUUUGUUUAUAUGUAAUUUUUGGGUUAAAUAUUUUAUUAGAACAUAAAGAUCUCCAUAAAACAUGUUUUAACUCUGUACUUAUUCGCUAUACUGAUGUAAUGAACUUUGUGCCCCUUUUGAAAAUAAUACAGGGAUAAGAAACUUCAAAUUGCUAA